Xenia sp. Carnegie-2017 is the source of this 811-nucleotide messenger RNA. Its product is annotated as ADP-ribosylation factor-like protein 2-binding protein. The record is from RefSeq and is a predicted model, not a curated record. Gene Ontology annotation, cellular component: mitochondrial intermembrane space. The transcript is spliced from 7 exons. Gene Ontology annotation, biological process: maintenance of protein location in nucleus; positive regulation of tyrosine phosphorylation of STAT protein. The coding region runs from base 121 to 633 and encodes 170 amino acids. Lineage: Eukaryota; Metazoa; Cnidaria; Anthozoa; Malacalcyonacea; Xeniidae.
UAAACUAGAAAUUUAUCGAUUCCAAUGCAGACUCGAAAUCAAACUUGAUUUAAGUAAGUUCGCGAAAUACUGAAAGACGGAAAGCAUAAGCGAUCUUCCCAGAAACGAUAUAAUCGACUUAUGUUCGUAAAUCCGCGUAAAUCGUCGACAACAUCCAAGAUGGCGCGCGAAGGGAUUAAAUCUUUGGAUUUUGAAGAAGAACUGGCUACAGGCAGAUCAACCCGUGCUGACAAGACGUUUGAUGUAACAGUUGGUCAUAUUGAAGACAUUAUCAUGGAGGAUACAUUUCAAGCACUACAGAAUGAAUUCAUGGAAGAACAUUAUCACCACUUUGAGGAUGUAGAGGAAAACAAGCUUGUGUAUACAGAUAUAUUUACUAAAUAUACCAACUUGAUUGAAAAGCAUUUGGAGGAAUGUCUGCAAAAGAGAAUGCCAGACUUUUCUAUGGAUCAAUUUAUGUCAUCUAUUCAACAACGAAAGGAUCAAAUUGGAGGUGAUAUAUUUGAUAUGUUGCUAAGUUUCACUGAUUUCCUCACUUUCAAACAAAUGUUCUUAGAUUAUAAGAUGGACAAAGAAGGAAAAAGCGUUGAUUUGGGUGGACUUGUUAUCACAUCUUUGUCAAAUGAACGUUAAAAGAGAACAGUUCUCACAAAAAAAUAAUCAUGCAAUGGAUGAUGAAAAUGUUGAGCUGACAGACACACAUAUUUAACUCGUUUAGCAAUGUGAAAUGACUCAAAUAUUAUUGUAAAUGCUUCUGUAAAUAAUGGUUAACGAAAUUUUCAUUAAUAUAUUUUAUCUCAUAUGUCUUUAA